This is a messenger RNA of Dovyalis caffra, 1707 nucleotides long. The record is from the annotation of a GenBank genome assembly. NCBI's taxonomy places the organism in Eukaryota, Viridiplantae, Streptophyta, Magnoliopsida, Malpighiales, Salicaceae.
AUGGAGGAAGUGAUUUCUAGUGGAGAAGGAAAUCUUGAUUUUCAGGGCUCUUUUGUUGAUAUGGUUAAUAUGAAAAAUCGAGUGAUGGCAAUUCGUCUAAAGUAUCUGCAUUCAGAUGGUGAGCUUCAACACUAUGCUUUGCAAGUUAUGGAGAUGCUUCGCUCAGAUACUUCUGUUGAUGCUCAUGCACUGGCUUGCAUUCUUUACAUCCUCCAAGUUGGUGUAACUGAUCAGAUGACUGAACCUACUCAGAGGGACUUUUUGGUUUUCCUGGGAAAGCAGCUUGAGUCUUCUGAUGCCAGUCCUCCCAUGAAAAUUGCUGCGUUACGUACAUUGUCAUACACUUUGAAAACAUUGGGCGAGCUGUUGUGUUAUGAUGAUCUCUGUCUUGAACUUCUGUGGUUAUAUCCAUCUUCUAAUCAGUCAGAUCAGCAGGUCCCAUUAGAAUUCAAGGAACUCUUUGAUAACACAAUUGUUGCUGCAGUAUCUCAUUCUUCUCAACUUGUACGCAUUGAGGCUGCCUUGGCAUUGCGUGUUUUGGCUGAGGUUGAUCCUACAUGUGUUGGUGGUUUGAUUUCUUAUCUUGUGACCACACUUAGUGCUUUGAGAGACAAUGUUUCAUUUGAAAAGGGAAGCAAUCUGAAAACGGAGCUUGAUACUUUGAAUGGUCAAGCUACGGCUUUGGCUGCUUUGGUUUCUAUUUCGCCAAAACUACCUCUUGGUUAUCCAGCUAGAUUACCAAGAUCAGUGCUGGAACUUUCAAAGAAAAUGCUAACAGAAUCUUCUAGAAAUCCUAUAGCUGCAGCAGUUGAGAAAGAAGCUGGAUGGUUACUUUUGUCCUCGCUAUUAUCUUCAAUGCCAAAGCAGGAGCUUGAAGACCAGGUUUUUGAUAUUCUUUCCCUAUGGGCUACCCUCUUCAGUGGAAAUCCAGAACGUGAAAUUAAACAAAUUGAAGAUUUGGCUUCUAAGAUAUGUGUGUGGUCUGCAGCUGUUGAUGCGCUGACAGCAUUUGUAAGAUGCUUUAUUUCUCCCAAUGUAGCUAGCAAUGGGAUUCUACUUCAACCAGUGAUGGUAUACUUGAGUAGGGAUGCUCCUGGAUGCGAGGAAAGUUCAUGCUUGAGGUCACUGUUGGACAAAAGAGAUGCAUGGUUGGGUCCUUGGAUUCCUGGAAGGGAUUGGUUUGAAGAUGAAGUUCGUGCUUUUCAAGGUGGAAAAGAUGGUCUUAUGCCUUGUGUAUGGGAGAAUCAACCCUCAAGUUUUCCUCUGCCAGAAACAAUAGACAAGACGUUGGUGAACCAGAUGCUUCUUUGCUUUGGAAUCAUGUUUGCUUCUCAAGAUAGUGGAGGGAUGUUGUUGCUUCUUGGAAUGGUUGAGCAAUGUCUAAAAGCUGGAAAAAAGCAAUCAUGGCAUGCAGCCAGUGUUACCAAUAUAUGUGUUGGGUUACUCUCAGGAUUGAAGGCUUUGAUUGCUUUACGUCCUCAACCUUUGGGACCUGAGAUAUUAAAUGCUGCUCACGCAAUUUUUCAGAGUAUUCUGGCAGAGGGGGACAUCUGUGCAUCCCAACGUAGAGCAUCAUCAGAAGGUCUUGGUCUAUUAGCUCGCCUGGGAAAUGAUAUCUUUACUGCCAAAAUGUAUUUCUGCUCUCUUAUGAUGAACUUGAUUGUAAUUGUUGAUGUGGAGAUGCUAUACUUCUUUCAUGGAGGUUAA